Molecule: messenger RNA, 1218 nt
Organism: Baudoinia panamericana UAMH 10762
Lineage: Eukaryota; Fungi; Ascomycota; Dothideomycetes; Mycosphaerellales; Teratosphaeriaceae
Exons: 2
Coding region: 1-1218 (405 amino acids)
Molecular function (GO): catalytic activity
Source: RefSeq, a predicted model, not a curated record
AUGUCCUCGUACGGGGUGGUACAAGAGAUGGCGCUUUCGACGAAGCGAGAACCCAGCACAUCCGACACAAAAGCGACUCUACCGUUGUCAGGCAUUCUUGUUGUCUCCUGCGAGCAGGCAAUAGCCGGACCGUUCUGUACGAGACAGCUCGCGGAUCUCGGCGCGCGAGUGAUCAAGAUUGAACGUCCGGGCAAAGGCGACUUCAACCGUGACCACGACCAGCGCGUCCAAGGCCUAUGUUCGCAUUUCGUCUGGACUAAUCGCAGUAAGGAGAGUCUGGCGCUGGAUCUCAAGCAACGCAAAGACCUCAACGCUCUGAAGAAGAUCGUAUCCAAAGCCGACGUCUUUGUCCAGAAUCUAGCACCAGGAGCCACAGAACGAAUGGGCCUCGGAUACGCAACGCUCAAAACCAAGCAUCCUCAGCUCAUCGUCUGCGAUAUCAGCGGCUAUGGAAGUACAGGACCCUACCGCAACAAGAAAGCCUACGAUCUACUCAUCCAGGCCGAGUCCGGGUUCCUCUCAGUCACUGGAUCACCAGGUCAACCAGCCAAAUCCGGCAUAAGCAUAGCUGACAUUUCUGCGGGCACAGCCGCCUUCAACAACAUCCUCGCCGCCAUCAUCCAGCGCGGCAAGACCGGAAAGGGCUGUCGACUGGACGUCAGUAUGCUGGAGAGCAUGGCGGAAUGGAUGACCUUCCCAAUGUACUACGCCAGUGACGGUGCGCCUCCGCCGGCGAUGAGCGGUGCCGAACAUGCUAGCAUUUACCCAUAUGGUCCUUUUCAGACCGGCGAAGACGGGACGGUGAUGCUGGGCAUGCAGAAUGAACGCGAAUGGGUCAUCUUCUGUAAUGACGUUCUCGACAAGCCAGAUUUAGCUGAGGACGAGCGAUUCGCCAACACCUCGCUCAGAUCGAGCAAUCGAAAGGAGCUACGAGCGAUGAUCGAAGAGGUCUUCAGCGUAUACUCAGCCGACAAAGUGCUCGACAAGCUGCAGAAUGCUGGCAUCGCCAACGCCAAGGUGAACGACAUGGCUGGUCUUUGGGCGCACCCUCAGCUGAAGGCCAGAGAUCGAUGGACGGAAGUCAACACACCAAACGGUCUUGUGCCGGCGCUCAAGCCUGCCGGUACUGCUGAAGGAGUUGCAGUAAGGAUGGAUCCAAUACCGGCAGUCGGCGAACAUAAUGAAGCAAUAUUUGCCGAAUUUGGCAUCGAACGCUAA